Melanotaenia boesemani (Boeseman's rainbowfish) is the source of this 3007-nucleotide messenger RNA. It is a transcript of the gene pou4f4, whose product is annotated as POU class 4 homeobox 4. The record is from RefSeq and is a predicted model, not a curated record. Bases 219 to 1268 code for a protein of 349 amino acids. Gene Ontology annotation, molecular function: DNA-binding transcription factor activity, RNA polymerase II-specific; RNA polymerase II cis-regulatory region sequence-specific DNA binding. Gene Ontology annotation, biological process: regulation of transcription by RNA polymerase II. Lineage: Eukaryota; Metazoa; Chordata; Actinopteri; Atheriniformes; Melanotaeniidae. The transcript is spliced from 2 exons.
CAGAAGAUCAGCAGGAGUCCUGGAGUUAUAUCUCCUCAUCUUUUUCUCUUUUUUUAAAACGAACCGAACCUCACCUGUGGCCCCAUCGCGACAGACUUUUUCAUCAGUAUUUGCGCGCGGCAGGUUUGUUUCCUCUCCGAGGCGUUUCUUUGUAGAAAAUCACCAAAACGGAGCUGAACGAGGAAGACGGACAACGACCCUCCCUCACUUCUGCAAUCAUGAUGUCGAUGAACAGCAAACAACCUUUCAGUAUGCACCCCAUCCUCCAUGAGCCCAAAUACACCCCUCUGCACUCCAGCUCGGAGGCCAUCCGCAGAGCCUGUCUGCCCACACCGUCGCUCCAGGGGAACAUCUUCGCCGGCUUUGAUGAGACGUUGCUGCAGAGAGCAGAGGCUCUGGCCGCUGUGGACAUUGUUGCGCAGAAGAGUCACCCCUUCAAGCCAGACGCCACCUACCACACUAUGACCACGAUGACCAGCAUGACCUGCACCCCAACCUCGUCCUCCGCACACCUGCACCAUCCGUCGGUGCUCACCUCCCACCACCACCCGGCGCAUCACCAGCCGGCGCAGGGUUUGGAGGGGGACCUGCUGGACCACCUUACACCGGGCAUUUCUCUGGCUGGCAUGCCCGGUUCUGAUGUCUGCUCCACGGCCUCGCACACAGCUCACGCGGCUCACAUGUCUGCCAUCAACCACAUGCAGCACCACCACCACCACCAGCAGUCCAUGAACAUGCAUCCACACGGGCUGGGCUCCCACAGUUCCCUGGGGGCCGCCGGCGGAGACGCGGAGCCGGAUCCCCGUGAGCUGGAGUCUUUUGCUGAAAGGUUCAAACAAAGGCGCAUCAAACUGGGGGUGACCCAGGCCGACGUGGGGGCGGCCCUGGCCAACCUCAAGAUCCCCGGGGUCGGGUGUUUGAGCCAGAGUACCAUCUGCAGGUUCGAGUCCCUGACGCUGUCGCACAACAACAUGGUGGCCCUGAAGCCGAUCCUGGAGGCCUGGCUGGAGGAGGCGGAACGCGCGCAGAGGGAGAAGAUGUCAAAGCCGGAGAUCUUCAACGGAGGCGAUAAAAAGCGGAAACGCACGUCCAUCGCCGCCCCGGAGAAGCGCUCCCUGGAGGCUUACUUCGCCGUGCAGCCGAGGCCCUCGUCAGAAAAGAUCGCCGCAAUCGCGGAGAAACUGGACCUGAAAAAGAACGUGGUCCGGGUUUGGUUUUGCAAUCAGAGACAAAAACAGAAACGAAUGAAGUUUUCUGCUACACACUAAAAGAUUCCGCGUAGCUGCGGGACUCUGUCCCGUUUACAGAGAGACAAACCAGAGACAAGCUGCUACUGCUGCUGCUGCUCACUGUCAGAAAGAGAAAGGUACGCCGUUGGGCCUUUUGGAGCGGACAGGGCCGCGCGCGACACAGCAAGGGACGUGCACACUGAAAAAAUAAACAGAGAUAAUAACACACUCCUAAUAUUAAAUUACAGUUAUUAUUUCUGUUGCUCUAAUAAAGGAGAAAUAAAUCCGAUUUCAAGAAUGUUUGAAUUAAAAAUGUGUUUACAAACAAAAUGAAUAAAUAUUAAUAUUAAUCAGGAUGGAGCAACAUUCACAGCAGUGUUUUGGCACCAGUACCUGAACUAAGUCUAUGGAGCUGAGUCCAUAAAAAGUAUUCAACACAGGCGGCAACGCUUGGAUUUUGAUGCUCUUUGAGGGCAUUUCUGUGGUAUUUAUUUAUAUAUAUAUAUAUAUAUAUAUAUAUAUAUAUAUUAUUUUAACCUUGGAUUCGGGACAUCUGGUGACUUUUCUCUGCUCGGUUUAAACUGGAUCUCCUGUGAAGACUCAACCUCUUGCAACGGUGUACCUUGUUUCAUUCUGACAGCGCAGUCUGAGCACUGGGACUGAGAGGAAAAAAUAAAAGAGAGACUGAAAACCGGAGACUCUCAAACCUGGACACUUCUGAAAUGAGGAGGAAGUUAUCACCAGAAAAUGAAGAGGAUCAAACCUGUUCAUAUGGCAAUUAUUGUACAAAAAUAAGAAUGAUAAUGACGGGAAUGGAGCGAUAAUGAUGAUUAUUAUCCUCAGUAGCCGGAAUAGUUUUUUUUUUCUUUUAUAUCUCAGUGUACAUAGUUGUGAAUAUAUUACACCUCCGUGUGUGCAAAGGUUCAUUGAAAUGUAUUGAAUUUCCGCUGUACUUUCUCCCAGUUCUUUGAUUUUUCCAGUUUUGGGGGAACAGAUCAGACCUGACCAGUUAAAAAAAAAAAAAAAAAAGGUCUGGAUGAUUUAUGAGGCACAAUAUCUGUAAUCCAUUGCAUGGUUUACUCGUAUGUGGUUUAGGGAGUCCUUUCUGGUUUUUAUGUGCGUUCAUGGCUCCAAAAAUAACCAAACAACCCCUGAAAGUGAAUGCAUCGCAAUAAGAGGACACACACACACACACACUACACGCGCACGAAUCCACGCAUUCACACGGUAUAGCUGUGUGUCUACCUCAUUACGCAAGUGUUGGCACGUUCAUAAUGAUUUUAAAACCCACAGAUAUGACAAGGAGGAAUUUUUUUUGGUUUUUAAUGUGUUUUUUGGGUUUAGUUCCUCCGCCACAGUGAAUUAGGCCUAGAAAACUCACUGAUGUGUAAACCUGUUGUUUGUUCAAGUUCACUGCAAUGACGCUUCGACAAUCAAAUUAUUAGUAGUAUUGAUAUUAUUCAGAAGCUGUUGAACCCCCGUUUUGUGUCCUCAUGAAAAACGAAUGAUUUAGACUCUUGUUAUGAUGCUUUUGAUCACUGACACGUCUGUGGAGCGCACUUUGUAUAUAAUCUGAUGAAGGGAGAUGAUCGGCCUUAUUUAUACAUAUUUUUCAACACUUCUGAGAGAACUUUAUUAUUUUCUUCCUUUAUAUUACUCUUUAUUUAUUUGAACUUAAUUUAUUUUUUGACAAGAAAAUGAACACAUUUCAUUUGUGAAAGUGCUUUAAAUGUGUCUGUGUAAGCGGCAGAAGCUGAAAUAAAACCGUGCACGUUUUA